Stegostoma tigrinum is the source of this 2353-nucleotide messenger RNA. It is a transcript of the gene pepd, whose product is annotated as peptidase D. Gene Ontology annotation, molecular function: metalloaminopeptidase activity; manganese ion binding. NCBI's taxonomy places the organism in Eukaryota, Metazoa, Chordata, Chondrichthyes, Orectolobiformes, Stegostomatidae. The transcript has 15 exons. The record is from RefSeq and is a predicted model, not a curated record. The coding region runs from base 62 to 1555 and encodes 497 amino acids.
AGGGCGUGACCCGACUGGGGUUAAAGGCCACGCAGCUCACGUGAGAGCAGAAACCAGCAACAUGGCGGUGACAGGAGAGCCCUCCUUCUCACUGGGUAAUGACACCCUCCAGGUACCAAUGGCCCUCUUUGCCUUGAACAGACGCCGUCUGUGUGAGCAGUUACGUAAGAAUGCUGAGGUGCCAAAGAAAGCAGUGGUGGUCCUCCAGGGGGGAGAUGAACUCCAGCGAUACUGCACCGACACUGGUAUUGUCUUCCGUCAGGAAUCUUAUUUCCACUGGACGUUUGGAGUGGUGGAGGCAGACUGCUACGGUGCUGUGGAAGUUGCCACUGGCAAGUCCCUGCUGUUUAUUCCCAAACUCCCGGAGAGCUAUGCAGUGUGGAUGGGCACGAUUCACAGCCGUGACCACUUCAAAAAGAAAUACUCUGUGAAUGAAGUUCACUACACUUGUGAUGUGGCUGAGGUGCUGAAGAAGUUGCAGCCAGAUGUGCUGCUCACCUUGCGUGGCGUGAAUACAGAUAGUGGGCACACUACUCGAGAAGCUGCUUUUGAUGGAAUCAGUGAGUUUAAUGUGAACAAUACUUUGCUUCACCCUGUCAUCAUGGAAUGCCGAGUGAUAAAAACAGACAUGGAAUUGGAGCUUCUGCGCUACACUAACCGCAUCUCCAGUGAAGCACAUAAGGAGGUAAUGAAGGCUGUGCGAAUUGGGAUGAAGGAAUACGAGUUGGAAAGUCUAUUUGAACACUAUUGCUAUACUCGAGGAGGGAUGCGUCACACUUCAUACACGUGUAUAUGUGGCAGUGGGAUAAAUUCUGCUGUCCUACAUUAUGGACAUGCUGGAGCUCCAAAUGACAAGACCAUUCAGGAUGGAGACAUGUGCCUGUUUGAUAUGGGUGGUGAAUAUUAUUGCUAUGGUUCUGACAUCACCUGCUCAUUUCCAGCCAAUGGAAGGUUCACUACUGACCAGCGCGAUAUCUACCAGGCUGUUCUGAAAGCAUCACGGGCAGUGAUGAGUGCUGUCCGACCAGGAGUUGCCUGGGCUGAUAUGCAUCGCCUUGCUGAGAGAGUCCAGCUGGAGGAGCUGACCAGAAUCGGAAUUCUGCGAGGCAACGUGGCUGACAUGAUGAAGGUCCACUUGGGAGCUAUCUUCAUGCCUCACGGUCUGGGUCAUCUGCUGGGAUGUGACGUCCAUGAUGUUGGCGGCUACCCAGAGGGUGUGGAGCGCAUUGAUGAGCCAGGGCUCCGCAGUCUACGCACUACACGGGAACUGCUCCAGGGCAUGGUCCUCACCAUCGAGCCAGGAAUUUACUUCAUCGACAUGCUUCUGGACCAGGCUCUGGCAGACCCCGCCCAGGCUUGUUUCAUCAACAGGGAUGUCCUCGCUCGCUUCCGAGGAUUUGGUGGGGUGCGUAUCGAGGACGAUAUUGCAGUCACUGCCAGUGGAAUGGAACUGCUGACCUGUGUGCCACGCACUGUUGAGGAAAUUGAGGCCUUUAUGGCAGAGGGCUCUGGAUCCUCGAAGCAGUUUGGUCAGCUUCCGGGGCAGGUAGCCUGAAUCCCCGCUGUUCAUUGGCAGCUUCACUCUGUCCUCUGUCUAGGUAACCCAGUGAUUUGAAAUCUCAAAACAAACCAAGCUUCAUGAUUGCAAUUAAUGCACCAACAAUGAUGCGAACAUACGAAAUCUUCCUCCAUCUGUUUGCAAAGAGCUAGAAUCGUGAGAGCCUGUCACUUUGGUGCAGGCAGAGAGUAAAACCUCAGCAGCAGCUCGGGGAGGCAGCAUUCCUCCACAUUACACAUCAAAAUGCACAACUUCAGGUUCACACAAAGAUGGCUGCAGUACAGGUGUGUUUGCAUCCACUCAGGCACUCCUGCACAAUAAAUAGCUGAUGGAAUGGGACCAGCUUUGGUCUGUCAUUAGUCACUGGUUGGCUCCAGUUUCCCACUGGACACAGCGCGUUCCUCCGUGUUGGACUGAGAGACCAUAUGCAGAGGCUCCCUCCCUGUCGCACAGAGACUCAAUGAAAACCCAAAAUCACUGCCUGAGCCAGUAGGCAUUAUAGCGUCCCACUGGCAACAUCCUCCGAGACCUGUGAGAGGUGUGUGAGGGUUCAGAGAGCGAGCCAUCUUGAUGGAAUAGUCAGAGGUUGAGUAUCUGCCGCACACAGGGACAAAGAGUGAAUUGAGGGCAAGGUGGACUCGCUGAUCUGCACAAGCUCACAGUUAAAUACAGAGCAAACAGAAAUGCAAAUAAUCUUGCUUCAGGCCUGGGAAAUGAAACAAAUCUUUUUAAGAAUGAUGACAUAACCGUAAAUUCCUUUCUGACUUUCUGCAAUAAAGCUGUAUGUUUUCACCA